AGGCUAAAUAGCCAAAAACUACAUAAUUCACCAUUGAAAUGCAAACAAACUAAACCAAAGGUGUAGGACUGGAAUUGGGUUCAAUAUAAAAUGUGAACAUUUGUCGAUUUGGUGAUCGGACAUAUUGGUGUAGAACUAGGAUUAUGCUCCAGUGUUUCGUAUUAUUCUCUGUAUGGCUGCUUGGUCAAGUCAGCACAGCAGCAAACCCCUGUACAGCCAACCCCUGUGGCAAAAACGGGUUCUGCCAAGUCAGGCAGCAGGCCCCAGGCUACGUGUGUGGGUGUCUACCCGGACACACCGGUGUACACUGCAAGGGAGGGGCACCCCAGUGCGCAUUAGGUGGUCUUCGAAAUGUCUGCAAGAACGGCGGCACAUGUUAUAUCCAUGGAACCAAGACGCUCCGAUGCCUUUGCCCCCCUGGUUAUGUCGGCUCAAAGUGCGAGGAAGAACUUUUGGAACUUACCUGCCCUGCUGACAGCUGGGGGUUCAGUAUGGGAAAAGAACCCGUCCAGUUUUCUCAAAGCAACAGCUGUACUGACCUCAUAGCCGCAGUCCCUAAAUGGAACACUAUGGACUAUUACAGAAUAUAUUGCCAGCACUUUACCAAUGCCACCAGCCUCCCAGAGCAAGCGUCACAAGUUAGGAUGUCCAUGUGCUACGAAGUUGACCAGGGUGCCGUUCUCAAGUCAGACUUAUGCUGCAAGAGGACUCUGAAAUCUGAUCCCAACAAUAUAUUUGUACACAAUAUAAAUGGGAGUGACACGGACUUGUGUGGGCGUCAAGAAACACCUUGUAAAACAGUAAAGCACGCCCUGAUACGCGUCCCAAAUGGUGGAACCAUAUACGUUAUGGGCUCCAAAGGAUAUUCUUACAAAGAAUGCAGCGUUUUUGCGAACGCAAUGACAAUCAACAUAUCUGUUGAAAUUGUUGGGAUAAACAAUCCUGUGUUUGAAUGUGUGUUUGAUAUCAUACAUAAGGGAUACUCACUGUUCCAUAUUCAUUCAAACAAUGGACUCCAAAAAGUGACAUUAAAUGGACUGUCAUUCCUGAAAGCAGUAAUAUUGAGCAAAAAUGUCGAUCUAACAGUUCAAAACUGUUAUUUUAUGGAAUCAUCUAUACGAGGGAAGGAUCAUAAGUUUCCACAAAAUCUGCGUUUACUUUCAUCCAAUUUCGAGUCGUCUCACGUACUGAUUGACAAAACUGGACCAAUCGAUUUGAAAUCACAAGACAGUAAAUUUCAUAAUAGUACAUUCACCAUUUUAGCCAUUGAGAAUAUAAAAGCCAGAUUUCUGCGAACAAAUUUUACAAUAAAACCGUUGGUUUUGCACAUGGAAACCAGUCAGUCGCAGAAUAAUGCAUUGAACCUUGAUAUUGAACUAAAUGCAUGCGAAUUCCGAACAGUUGGCACAUCGGGUGCUGAGAAAGAUUCCAAUGGAACUACAGACACACAGGCAGCUCUGCAACUUGAAUACAAAAGUUCUCAAUCACGAUUCUCUUUGACGUCAAAAUUGUUAAUACAGUCAUGUGUAUUUCGUGAUAACUCUAGGGCAAUCGGAUUAGCGGGUUUCCUAAGAGAAGUUGUCAUAAAAGAUACAACUUUUCAUAAUAAUUCAGUUGAGGGGAACGGUGGUGCGAUCGCAUUUAAGAUCGUUAGGCGUGCGUCGCUCAUCAUCACUAAUUGUGAUUUCUCAAUAAACAAAGCCACUGCACAUUCCUCUGCUGUAGUUGGGCAAUCUGGCACCCUCACUGGUAGAGGUGGUGCCAUCUAUGCUAUUGAAUAUGAACCACAUAGCCAAAUGACAACUACUUCAAAAAUAAUUCUAGCCAAUGACAGGUUUGUUGGUAACCAGGCUGAUAGUAAGGGAGGAACUCUUUACUUUGGAGAAGAUAUUGACAGUACUAUCAUGGGAACUCGUAUCAUGGGUGCUUCGAAUGCCACAACGAAAGUGGAAGGUGAACUCUUGUACAUACAAUCCUCGGCCGAAAUAGCAUCAUCACAAAUGUUGACUGUGACUCGACCUCAUCGACAAAUCAGUGUCAUCAGUAUUAGCGGUACCAGUGGAAACUCUUAUUCUGUUGCGGCAAAUGUUCAAUGUCCCAUAGGAUAUAAUUUGACUUAUUCACACGGUACCAUGAAUAUGUCAGAACAAAGUCAAAAUCUCCAGCUGAUAUGUGUAACGUGUGAUUUUGGAUUAGUGUCGCUACAACAAGGUGAAAUGAAUAUAACAUCUUUGUCUUUCGUUGAUGAUAAAGUCACACUGGAAUCUACAUCUAACGCAGAUACUUUUACGUGUAAGUCGUGCCCUAAUGGAGCUAUUUGUGAAGAUGAUGGACAUUUAGUCAAAAUGGCACCGAAUCAUUGGGGGAUAUUGAAGGACGGAACCCUGUCCGUUCAAAGAUGUCCAAUUGGAUAUUGCUGUACCGGUGACACGUGUGGAACAUUCAGUGACUGUGCAGAGAACCGUGGAGGGGUCCUCUGCGGACAGUGCGCAAAUGAUUUCUCCCCAUCGUUCUUUUCAUCCACUUGUGUCGACAACACUACUUGCUCUGCCUGGUGGCUUUGGAUUCUCGCCGUCAUCUGUGGCAUCAUUAUCCUUUCCAUCACCAUCUUUAACCAACAGCUCUUUCACGUUGUUAUGAUCCUCUGGAUGCCUAUCUGGGGUCUCUUCAAAAGAUGCAACUGCUGUUUAAGAUGUCAGUCUGAACACGUUGACCCAAAUGAAAACGAGGAUAAGUUUUCCGAUAACGGUAAAAGCAUGUCCAAUAACAAUCAGGAAAGAAGACCCAAGAAGAAAGGAGUUAGAUUUGAUGCACCUCAGUCUGCCGAGGAUCUUUACAAGGAGAGAAUUCACGAACAUUAUGGGUAUUUAGAUAGCGUCGUUUAUCUACUUCAAACUGCCUUCCUCAUCCACAUUUCCCAUUCAUCUGACAGCGACCAAAUGACUUUGAUAAUAGACGAACUGGGUAAAAUCGCAUACAAUAUCGCCAACUUCAGGUUCCUGUUUGAAUACCCCAAAGAUGUAUGUCUAUUCGAAGGGGCAAACAGAGCUGUUUUAGAAAUUGUCCAUGCAGUGGUGAUCCUCGUUGUGUUUCUUUUUCUAUCGUUUGCUUAUGUGAUUUAUAUGUGUGUAGAGGAUAGUUUAAAUGAACGUCCAAAGGGUGUUGGUGUAUUUGUUGAAUUGGGUUAUGAAGUACAUCCAACUCUUGGAUUUAUUCAUAUCAUCGAGACUGUUUUCAUUCACUGGAUCCCUACAAUUUUCCUACUGCUCAUAUUCCUCACUGCAUUCAUACUGGGAAUCAUUGGCCGCAUACGAGCAUGCAGACAGGCCGAAGUUGAGCGAUCAAUCGAUGGGUCAAGUAUUCAAGAAACACCCUCAAUCAGAGACUAUCCUUCAUUCAACUCUCAAUCAACACUUUACAGGAUGCACGAACCAAUGGGAGGUCAAACAGAGAUAGAAGCAUCUCUGGGAGGUUUUGAUCUUUCACCCAAUCGGGAUCCUGAUAUGCUCGAUUUUGAAAUAGAAUUGUUCAGCCAAGGAGACGAAGACAUUCAACGAGGUGACGCAGGAAUGCAUUCUAUCUCAUUGGGUGGAGUCACUGAAGAUAUGGGACAUUGUUGAAACUGUAGGAAUAGAGAGUUUUUUGAAAAACAAAUGUAAACUCAUUAAAUAAGGAAAUAUUUUACAGUUUAACAUAUAUCUCACGUAUUAGAUCAUUUAUGCAUAUUCAAAAAGCCAGCGUAUUUUAUUAUAACUUUUUAUUGAAUGGAUCUUUAUGUCAGAUUUCCUCUCGCUCUUACGUCACUAUGACUCCUCUAAGAUC
Messenger RNA from Owenia fusiformis, 3822 nucleotides. The record is from the annotation of a GenBank genome assembly. NCBI's taxonomy places the organism in Eukaryota, Metazoa, Annelida, Polychaeta, Sabellida, Oweniidae.